CCGGGGUGUCAGCUUGUAGCCUGCCUUUGUCUGCUUGAGCAGAAACCCUUUUUUUUUCUGUGAGCUGAUUAUUUCCAAACUUGAAGGAACUGCUGCAGGUAAGGUUCAAGGUUACAGGAUUUAGGUAAGAACUUAAUAUUGCUGCAAAUAAUCUCGGGAGCAGAGGAGAGCGGCGGGCUGGACGCAGGGAAGGCGAUGGCAGUGGCUCCAGAGAGGCUGUGGCAGGGGAACAUUGGCAGAGCCGUGGCAGGGGAAGCCCAAAUGCAUUCCGUGCUCCCACCUGUGUCCAGGCCUUUGAAGAGAACCCACAACAUGUUUUUAGCUGAUUAUGCCAAGCCUACCCUGUGGGAUGAGGAAAGUCACAGGGUGAGUAAGGCACCCAAGCUGCACCCGCAGUACAGGCCAGCGCUGCACAUGCCCACGCUGCAAGAGAACCUGAGGGAGAGCAGAGGCCCCAGCAGCGUGUGGGAUCCCUAUGGACACAAACAGCCCUCUGGACGGCAAGGACAAGGAGCUGAGUAUGAGGUAAGUGCUGGAGGCCCGUGCCCACCUGGACCUGGUGUGCCUAGGGCAGCGUACGCGGAUGUGUGGAGGAUGCCGAGUGAAUCUGCAGCCCCAUCCUCAGCUGCAGCUCCUCCUGCUCCCCAGCACAUGGAUGCAAACUGGAGAGCCCCUGGUGUGGGUGGCCUUUACAGGCAUGCUGGAAUAUCUCAGCAUUCACAGCCUUCUGUGGCUGUGGGGGAAGCUGGUGGAUACAGAAUUCCUCCAUUAAUACCAAGGAGGGCUCCAACCAUGCCCAAACCUCAGUGGCAUCCACCUUGGAAACUCCACAGAGUUAUCAGAGUUCACCUGAAAAGUGUGAGAUGUAUUGCAGUAGAACCAGGAAAUCGGUGGUUUGUUACUGGCUCUGAUGACAGAACCAUCAAGAUUUGGGACCUUGCUAGUGGCAUACUGAAACUGUCUUUCAAGGGACACAACAGUGUCGUCCGAGGGGUGGCAGUCAGUGCAAGAAGUCCAUAUGUCUUUUCCUGUGGAGGAUACGGGGAGGUGCAGUGCUGGGACCUUGAAUACAAUAAGAUUAUCAGACAUUACCGCGGUCAUGUAACCACUGUCUAUGGCUUAGACUUGCGUCCCACAACAGAUGUGCUGGUGACGUGUGGCCGAGACACAACAGUCCGGGUGUGGGAUCCACGGACAGAGGCCAGCGUGCAAACGCUGUCAGGGCACACAAGUGCAGUAGCAACCGUGAAGUGCCAGGCUGAAGAACCACAAAUCAUUACAGGCAGCCACGACACCACCGUGCGGCUCUGGGACCUGGUGGCAGCAAGAGCUCGAGUGACUCUGACAGAUCACCAGAAAUCUGCAAGAGCAGUAGUGCUGCAUCCCAGGUAUUACACGUUUGCAUCUGCUGCUCCAGACCAGAUUAAGCAGUGGAAACUCCCAUAUGGAGACUUCAUUCAGGACCUCUCUGGUCACAAGGCUCUUAUAAACGCGCUGGCUGUGAAUUCUGAUGGUGUUCUGGCCUCGGGAGGUGCCGAUGGUUCUGUGCACCUUUGGGACUGGAGAAGUGGAUACAAUUUCCAGAGAAUACAGGCACCUGUGCAGCAGGGUCCUUCCGCAAUAUUUGCUUGUGCUUUUGACCAGACAGGGACCACAUUGCUGACAGCUGAAUCUGAUAAAACCAUAAAGGUAUACAAGGAAGAUCAUACUGCGACUGAAGCAACCCAUCCUUUCAGCUGCGAGCCAAAAGCUGGCAAGAAAACAGAUUUUAGUGCUGCAAGAUACUAAUUCUCUUGUUUUGAUGCUAUUUUAACAUGUUUUAUAUUAAAUUGUAUUUUUUUAUUUCAGCUUGUAUUGUACUAAAUUGUAUUUU
Molecule: messenger RNA, 1873 nt
Organism: Prinia subflava (tawny-flanked prinia)
Lineage: Eukaryota; Metazoa; Chordata; Aves; Passeriformes; Cisticolidae
Product: pleiotropic regulator 1-like
Exons: 1
Coding region: 196-1788 (530 amino acids)
Biological process (GO): mRNA splicing, via spliceosome
Cellular component (GO): precatalytic spliceosome; catalytic step 2 spliceosome; Prp19 complex
Molecular function (GO): protein binding
Source: RefSeq, a predicted model, not a curated record